GUAUAGUAAGAUUGAUAUAUGUCUCCUCUCUGAAGUCGUGCGUUCUUCAUGUCUGUUCUCUAUCACAAGUUCCAAGGAAGAUAAUGGAAGAUCCACUUUUAUUGGGAGAUGAUCAGUUAAUCACUAGAAACCUAAAGUCAACGCCGACAUGGAGGAUGGAUUUUACGGCGGAGCUGAAGAACGUCAGCCGCAUGGCAGCGUCUAUGGCCACAGUGACCGUGGCUCAAUAUCUAUUGCCCGUUAUCUCGGUCAUGGUCGCCGGCCACCGCGGUGAACUCCAGCUGUCUGGUGUCGCUCUUGCCACUGCUUUCGCUAACGUCUCAGGCUUCGGCAUCAUGUAUGGUUUAGUGGGUGCACUUGAAACUCUAUGUGGCCAAGCUUAUGGAGCAAAACAAUACGAUAAAAUAGGAACUUACACUUACUCUGCAAUAGUCUCAAACGUACCCAUUUGUCUUCUCAUAUCUAUCCUCUGGUUUUACAUGGACAAACUCUUGAUUUCAAUCGGACAAGACCCUGACAUCUCCAAGGUAGCUGGUUCCUAUGCGGUUUGUCUUAUACCGGCAUUGUUAGCUCAAGCGGUGCAACAACCUUUGACUCGGUUUCUCCAGACUCAGGGUUUGGUUCUUCCUCUUCUCUACUGUGCCAUAACUACCCUUUUGUUCCAUAUACCCGUUUGUUUGACUCUGGUUUACGCGUUUGGUCUUGGAAGCAAUGGAGCCGCCUUGGCUAUUGGUUUCUCUUACUGGUUUAAUGUCUUAAUUCUUGCUUUAUAUGUGAGAUUUUCAAGAUCUUGCGAGAAGACUCGCGGCUUUGUAUCCGAUGAUUUCGUGUUGAGCGUCAAGCAGUUUUUUCAGUAUGGGAUACCAUCAGCAGCAAUGACUACCAUCGAAUGGUCGUUGUUUGAGCUCCUUAUAUUGUCCUCAGGACUCCUCCCAAACCCGAAACUCGAGACCUCUGUUCUUUCCAUUUGUCUUACAACAUCAUCUCUCCACUGUGUCAUUCCAAUGGGUAUCGGGGCUGCUGGAAGGUAUGAUUCCGAUAAAACCGACCAAUGUUUGUUUGGGAAUUUUCAGAUUAGUCACUCUGUUUACUUUGGCAGCACACGGAUUUCAAACGAAUUGGGAGCGGGGAAUCCCGAGGUUGCUAGGCUGGCAGUGUUCGCCGGUAUUUUCCUGUGGUUCCUAGAGGCUACCAUUUGUAGCACACUUCUCUUCACGUGCAAAAAUAUCUUCGGGUAUGCCUUCAGCAAUAGCAAAGAAGUUGUGGACUAUGUCACGGAGCUAUCUUCUCUGCUUUGUCUCUCAUUUAUGGUUGAUGGAUUUUCUUCAGUGCUUGAUGGGGUUGCUAGGGGAAGUGGGUGGCAAAAUAUUGGCGCUUGGGCAAAUGUGGUGGCUUACUAUCUCCUAGGAGCUCCGGUUGGACUUUUCUUAGGAUUUUGGUGUCACAUGAACGGUAAAGGGCUAUGGAUUGGUGUGGUCGUUGGGUCUAUGGCUCAAGGCAUCAUACUAGCUAUAGUUACUGCUUGCAUGAGUUGGGAGGAGCAGGCUGCCAAGGCAAGAAUACGGAUAGUUGGAAGAACAUAGGAGUGAAAAUCACACAUUUUUAAACUUAACUGGUACUAAGAAUACAAAUAAAUAAGUGCGCGUUUAAGGUUUUGACACACGUAUUAAGAAUACAAAUAAAUUUUAUGUCUUGAUAUUUUUUAAUAUAUUUGUAAAAAAUAUUUAUUGAUCAAUACAUUAAAUCAGUGGAGAUAAAACUGUAAUUUUAUCAAAAUUUUGCAUUGAAAAUA
Molecule: messenger RNA, 1792 nt
Organism: Arabidopsis lyrata subsp. lyrata
Lineage: Eukaryota; Viridiplantae; Streptophyta; Magnoliopsida; Brassicales; Brassicaceae
Product: protein DETOXIFICATION 5
Exons: 6
Coding region: 84-1583 (499 amino acids)
Biological process (GO): xenobiotic detoxification by transmembrane export across the plasma membrane
Cellular component (GO): membrane
Molecular function (GO): antiporter activity; xenobiotic transmembrane transporter activity
Source: RefSeq, a predicted model, not a curated record